CCCACGUGUAUAUCACCGCUGCCUCAUUGCAAGUUCAAAUUCAUAUCUCAUUUCUUUUCACUCUCAUCUCUCAUGUUCUCUCUCCGGAGCUGGCAAUGACUAUAUAUAUUGCGCCAGCUCUACUUAUUGGAUUAAGCGCACGACUUUUAAUGGAUUUUCUCUCUCGUUCUGAGGAACAAACUGUCCGUGACUUUCUCAUGGCAGGCCUUUGGCAGGGCGUCCUUUGGUGCACCGUCAAGAACCACGUUCUUUCCAUGCCAGUCGCACUUGGCAUUCUCGCCAAACUUUUCGUCGACUAUACGUUCAUGUCCGACGUACUUAAAUUUGGCAUAACCCUUGUUGGAGUCGCGCUUGGGGCAAUAGGCACCGACUUCCUGUCCAGUGUUGUUGACAAACCAAAUUUGGACAAAGACAAACGCAAGAAGAGUUAUUCGACAAAGGACUCUGCUCAGACUCGAGUCCGGUCCAGUAGACACGCGGAUAAGCCGUCCUCGAAAGCCCGUUCUCGUCGAACAACCUCCGAUAUUACUUCCGUGGACUCUGAAUCAGAGCUGAUCGGCCCUCGAGCAUCUAUGUCUCCUCUCGACCGUCAAGUCGCUGCUUUGCGUGCUCGGGCCUCGUUAGCAGAUAGCGAGCGGCGACGGUUCAAGGAAGAAAGAAAAUGGGCAAAAGCGCAGGGGAAUACAACCCUGGCAGCGCAGUUGCGCUGGCAAGUCAAGCGGUACUCUGCUCUGAUGAAAAGCUUUCACAGAGAAGCAGACACGAAAUUGCUGGAAGCUGCUUCAGGCUCCAAGUCCCGCCUUCAGACCAUUGAAGAACACCAACCGAUUGCUUCCACGUCCAACGACCGCUCAGAGCGUCGGCGUCGCGAAAGCACGCACAGAUUCGAGCAUCCUAUCGUUCAUGUUGAAAUCGACCCUUCCCAAGUCAAGUCUGCCAUACGUGUCAAUGUACGGUAGCAAUUAUGAUCAAUACUCUUGGGUGGUAUGAUCCACAGGAAUCAUAAAGCAAAGACUUCCGGCAACCACUUGGCCGAAAACAAGUCCUUCCUUGUGCCUUUCGGGCCCAUGAGAUGACGCUUAAUGACUAUGGACGUCUUUCGGAAAUCAUACUCUCGACGGGUUAACAGAUUAAUGGCGUUCGUGCACACUUUCUCGCACAGUCAUCUCACAGAGAAUGUUGUAUCUUUACUAUUAUGCUUAUUGUAACAUCUAGACUGGAAUCUAUCUGUUGAGGGAUCUUGUUCGACAAUUCACACUAGAAUUCUACACAAGGUUGAUACACAUACUGA
Molecule: messenger RNA, 1291 nt
Organism: Lentinula edodes (shiitake mushroom)
Lineage: Eukaryota; Fungi; Basidiomycota; Agaricomycetes; Agaricales; Omphalotaceae
Exons: 3
Coding region: 96-959 (287 amino acids)
Source: RefSeq, a predicted model, not a curated record